GACCCCUCGACUUCAGUGCCGCGUGUCUUCGUCGUACCCGUGUGUCAUCAUCGCCAUCAUCAUCAUCAUCAUCAUCACCACCACUGCCUUCCUCGGUGGCUGCUGUUCUGACACUGGAGUCCAGCUGUUGCCAUGUUGCCAGCAUCCGAAGGACCGCGGCUGCCUCGUUUAUGACGCCGUGUUGCAGCGCGUGCAGCCCGGCAGCCGCUCGGAGGAACACGCCGGGCGUGAUCGACGCCAGUACAGUGAAUUGAAAGAAGAUCUGGUCGUGUGCCACACAGGAUGUCUGCAUGACGGAGCUCCAGUUCCUCCUCCACCGUCACAAGAUGCUGCCUCGAGGUCUGCCAGGGAAACGUAAUGCUCUGAGUUUACCGUGAGGUGUGAGCCAGAGUCAUGGGCUGCGGGGGCAGCAGGACAGAUGCUUUGGAGCCCCGUUACCUGGAGAGCUGGACCAAAGAGACAGAGUCCACCUGGGUGACCAACACGGACACCGAUAUCCCGCUGUCGUCCAUUCAGAGCAUCCCGUCUGACGGCGCCGAGGCUGGAUUCAACUCUGACAGGCACAGUCCUGUGACCGAUUUCUUUGAGGACAGUCUGCCGCCACCUGCGCAGGCCUACCUGACCGUCUGCUCUUCGGUGUCUGAAGCGAGCCUCGACGACGUCAAACCCAGCAGCCCUUCUGCAAUACUGGCCUCCCCCCACCAGGAGGCGAUGGUGGCAUCUUCAGGCACCACCUUGCAGCGAAGAAGUGUCCUUCACACGGAGGAGAUCACCAAAUGGCCGGACAACCGGAUGUCCACCAAACAGGUGACCAUCAUGGUGACCCAGAGUAUCCACCAGGUAGACAAGAACGUCAAGGUGAAGAAGUCUCUCACCAGCUAUGAGGUGGUGAAGCCGAUGGAGCCACUGAAACACAAGACUUGAGCUGCUGGAGGAGUCAACGAUGAAGAGGGAUGAAGUGUUGAACACGAGCCAAUCGGAGCACAUGUUGCACAGGAGAAUUAAGAUUACAAGUUUUUAAAAUCUUUUUCCUUUUUGGAUUGAUAAAUAAGAAUCCAUACAUACGUGUUUUUUUUCUGCAAAUUAUCCACAUAUUGCUGACAGCUUUGUUGAGAUACGGAGAUGAAGAGAAAGCACACUGGAGUCCAGAAUUUAUAUUUUUAUUGACCCGUGGUAAACAAGCAGCAACAGAUCACUGCAGUGUCUGACAUCACAGUGUUUCCAAACAUCAAGGACCGUAGCAUCAGGAAGUGAUUUAGACUGAGUGUUUUGUUGCUACAUCGUGCUCUAAUUCUGAUGAAAAUAAAGACGCAUUAUCUGUCUCCAUUCUUGGGCGUUCAAACUCAUUGUUUGGCGACAUGAAAGUGUCGGAGAGUGGGGGAACAUUGAGGAACUAUUGCAUUUAUUAAACAGUUAUUGCAACUGUAGCA
This is a messenger RNA of Synchiropus splendidus (mandarinfish), 1430 nucleotides long. It is a transcript of the gene baalcb, whose product is annotated as BAALC binder of MAP3K1 and KLF4 b. Gene Ontology annotation, cellular component: cytoplasm. NCBI's taxonomy places the organism in Eukaryota, Metazoa, Chordata, Actinopteri, Syngnathiformes, Callionymidae. The coding region runs from base 394 to 924 and encodes 176 amino acids. The transcript is spliced from 5 exons. The record is from RefSeq and is a predicted model, not a curated record.